UGUGCCAGCAAACUCUGAUAUGUAUUCCUAAAGUACUAGAUACAGCAGUUGACGUCCGUAAUAUUGUCAAUUGUUAAUAUUUGACACCGUUUACAAAUGACUAAUGAUGUAUCUAAAAAGAAGGGGAAGAGUUCAGGUGAGAAAAAGGGCAAAAGAAAGGCCAAAAGAAGAGAGACUUACGCGAUGUACAUCUAUAAAGUUUUGAAGCAGGUUCAUCCGGACACGGGGAUUUCAAGCAGAGCCAUGAGCAUCAUGAACUCCUUUGUGAACGACCUGUUUGAGAGGAUUGCCACAGAAGCGUCCCGGCUGGCUCAGUACAAUAAACGCUCCACAAUCACCAGCAGAGAGGUGCAAACCGCAGUGAGACUGCUGCUGCCCGGGGAGCUGGCGAAACACGCCGUGUCAGAGGGAACCAAAGCUGUCACCAAGUACACCAGCUCCAAAUGAAGACCGCAACACACUCGGAAGUUGUUGUAACAAAGAUAUCAAACUUGUGCAUCCGUGCUUGUGUAACCUGAUUGAGUUCAAUAAACAUAAGCACAAAAAGUCGAUUUAUGUUCUAGUUUUGUAUCCCCUUUACUGUUUUAAUUUAGGUAGGGUAAAUCAUUAAAGUGUCAGUCUUAA
This is a messenger RNA of Cottoperca gobio, 624 nucleotides long. RefSeq names its product H2B.K variant histone 1 (gene h2bk1). Gene Ontology annotation, molecular function: protein heterodimerization activity; DNA binding; structural constituent of chromatin. Bases 97 to 447 code for a protein of 116 amino acids. The record is from RefSeq and is a predicted model, not a curated record. The transcript is spliced from 2 exons. Gene Ontology annotation, cellular component: nucleosome. NCBI's taxonomy places the organism in Eukaryota, Metazoa, Chordata, Actinopteri, Perciformes, Bovichtidae.